AUGGAUUCGUUCAAGUUUCACGAUGCGAGAGCACCGAAAUCGAACGCGAUUUCGAGGCACCGGAGCUUGCGGAGGAUCACGGUCGCGUUCCGUUGCUUCGAGCUGCUCGUUUUCCUCCUAAUCGCCUCCAGAUUCUCGACUCGGUUCGCCUACGAUCUGAAUCUGUCGAGCGCGUGUUUCAGGGGGAUUUCGGUGACUCUAAUCAGCCCGAGAUUCGUGUUCCUCGUCGGGAACGCGAUUGUGGUCGUCUUGUUCCUGAUCUCCGGCCGAUUUUCCGACCGCGGCGAGGCCGUCGAUUUAUACGAAGAGUACUCGGGGAGGUCGCGGAGCAGCCGGCGAAAAAUUCGGGAGGAGGAGGGGAAGGAAUUGGGCGGCGCGUGUGUGUACGGCGUGGUUGGUGGUGGGAGGAGGAUGGGAAGGUGCAGAUCUGAGGUUGUUGGGAGGGAAAAUGGGCGGCGGGAUCUGAGGCCGAGCGCGAGCGAGAAGUGCCGGAAAAGCGGCGAGUGCGGACGGAAGGCGGCGGGUGGCGGCGGCGGUUCGUACAAGGAGGAUGAGAUGAGCGGCGAGGAGUUCCGGCGGACAGUGGAGGCGUUUAUUGCUAGGCAGCAGAGGUUUUUGAGGGAGGAAGAAGGGUUCUCAGCCGUGGUUUCUGUGUGA
This is a messenger RNA of Striga asiatica, 657 nucleotides long. The record is from the annotation of a GenBank genome assembly. NCBI's taxonomy places the organism in Eukaryota, Viridiplantae, Streptophyta, Magnoliopsida, Lamiales, Orobanchaceae.